Molecule: messenger RNA, 1799 nt
Organism: Aedes aegypti (yellow fever mosquito)
Lineage: Eukaryota; Metazoa; Arthropoda; Insecta; Diptera; Culicidae
Product: saccharopine dehydrogenase-like oxidoreductase
Exons: 4
Coding region: 268-1545 (425 amino acids)
Biological process (GO): glycolipid biosynthetic process
Cellular component (GO): lipid droplet; mitochondrion; plasma membrane
Source: RefSeq, a predicted model, not a curated record
AUAGCCUACGUGUAUAAGACGCAGAUACAGCCGAAAUCACCAGAAGGUACAGUUUCAACUACUCAGUUUGUCGUAUACUUUCAAACGGUUCAGAGCGUUCUUCUGUGGGUUCCUGGUUCCUAUUGGAUAGAAUUUGUUGUGCAACUGAACACAAAAGUUUUGAAUCGCUGAUUAGGUGCAAGUUAUAGGAGCAUCAGGAAAUCGAUUUUAUCUGUAAGCAUUUGCAUUGCAUUUUUCAACCCACAGCGCUACUAGCAGCACUCGAUCAUGUCUGCGGACCGCCCCCUAGAUGUGGUCAUUUUCGGUGCGACUGGUUUCACCGGCAAAUACACCAUCUACGAAGGGAUCAAAUUGCUAGACGGUCUCAAAUGGGGUGUCGCCGGCCGAAACAAGGAUAAGCUUGCACAAACGCUCAAAGAGAUUGGUCAGAAAGCCGAUAAGGAUCUCUCGGAAACGCCGAUGGUGAUCGCUGAUGUUAAAGAUCCAGAUUCCCUGAAGAAAAUGGCCGAACAGUGUCGCAUUGUGGUCAACUGCUGCGGUCCAUACCGGUUCUUCGGCGAGCCGGUUGUGAAGGCGUGCAUCGAAGCCGGCACCCACCACGUGGAUGUAAGCGGCGAGCCACAGUACAUGGAAAAAAUGCAGCUACAGUACAAUGAGCAAGCUCAGGAGAAAGGAGUUUACAUCGUAUCCGCCUGCGGGUUCGACAGCAUUCCAGCAGAUUUGGGAACAGUGUUUCUGGAAAAGGAAUUCGAUGGCACGGUUAAUUCGGUAGAAACCUUCUUAGAGACCAAAUCUACUAAUUCGGAUGGCGGAGCAGUCCUUCACUAUGGCACGUGGGAGUCGGCCAUCUACGGACUGGCCCAUGCCAACGAGUUGCGAGGAAUAAGAAAUCAGCUCUUUCAAUCGAGGCUACCCAAUUUCCAACCCCGUCUGAAAGAUCGUCCAUUGCUGCACCGAAGUAAAUUUGUAAAUGAUCGCUGGUGUCUUCCUUUCCCUGGCUCUGAUCGGUCGGUUGUCAUGCGCUCUCAGCGAUACUUCUAUGACAACGACAAGAAGCGACCCGUACAAAUGAAGGCCUAUAUUACUUUCACUACCUUAUUCGAGGUGUUGGCGGUUAUUCUGGUUGGCGCUGUCUUUGGUAUUAUGACCCGAUUCAAGCUUGGACGACAACUGCUUUUGAAGUAUCCCCGUCUGUUCUCGGCCGGCUUCGUGUCACACGAGGGUCCUUCGGAGAAAACGAUGCAAAACACCACCUUCACCAUGUACUUCAAGGGUGAGGGAUGGAACCGCGACGAGGACCAGCUGGAACCAUCGGAUCAGUUCAAGGUGCCACCCAAUAAGAAACUAAAGGUCAAAGUUUCUGGCACCAAUCCGGGCUAUGGAGCUACCUGUGUGGCACUGCUCCUUUCCGCAACCACCAUUCUGAAGCAUAGCGACAAAAUGCCAUCUAAUGGAGGAGUAUUCCCGCCAGGUGCUGCUUACUACAAAACGAACUUGAUUGAGGAACUCUGCAAAAAUGGAUUCAAAUUUGAAGUAAUGAAAUAAGUGAUUUACCCAAAUAACUUCGAAUUGAAAAGCAAGCAUGUUUUAAAAAAUCAUUAUAUCAGUCAAAGCAUGAAUACUACAAAGCAUUAUCAUUUUACAUCCUUUUUGGUACCUAAUAUAUUUGAAGACUGUUGUUGCUAUUGAGUCAAAAAACUGAACUAAAAAUAACGAUCAUUCAUCGAAAAUAUCUAUAUUCUCCAAUAAGACUUACUUUUAUGUGUAUCGUUGCUAAUAAACAUAAAUUUUGAAUUGUA